Messenger RNA from Electrophorus electricus (electric eel), 4583 nucleotides. RefSeq names its product RIPOR family member 3 (gene ripor3). NCBI's taxonomy places the organism in Eukaryota, Metazoa, Chordata, Actinopteri, Gymnotiformes, Gymnotidae. The record is from RefSeq and is a predicted model, not a curated record.
UCAUUUCUGCCUCUUGGUGCCUCCCAGCUUAGACAGAGCUACACUAUCAGGAGCAAACAGACAUCUGCACGCACACACACACCGACACGCGCUGCUGGGGAGAUGAACACCGACAUGGUUUUGCUUUGGUGUCAGAUAUAACCCACUUCUGGAAUAGGAGAGCUAUCGAGACUGGUUGAGAGGGGAUGUCGGGAUGUCGGUGAAGUUGCAAUUCGAUUGUCCAGGUGAAGGUGGGGUGGUGCAGAGGAGUCGCUCUUUCACUGGAGUCAACACACUCAGUAGCCGACGCAGGCUGUCUUCAGCUCGCAAUUCUCUACGCACCAAAGUUCUGGUAGGAAAAUCGCCAAGAAUCCCACCUUCUGCUCGGAUGGCCGGGAGCAUUUGGGGACAGCAGCCUGAGCAGGUGGACAGAAUCUUCCAGGCCUUAAGGAAGGGGCUUAAGGAGUACCUGGAAGGUCAUCAGACAGAGCUGGACUUCCUCUCAUCACAGCAAAGAAACACAAAAAGAAACUCAAGACUGGCUUUUUUCUAUGACUUGGAGAAGGAGAUACGAGCCUUGGAAAGAUACAUGCGACGACUGGAGUUCCAAAUUAGCAAGGUGGAAGAGCUGUAUGAGACAUAUUGCAUCCAGUGGCGGCUAUGUCAGGGCGCAGUGAACAUGAAGCAAGCAUUCUCCCUCUCGCCAUCCUCACGAGCAUCUCGAGAGAGUCUGCUGGAGCUUAACCGCAACCACAGACACAGCCUGGAGGAUAUGUGUGCAAUGGAGGGGGAACUGGAGAUUCUGCUAGGAGAACUACAAAUCAAAAUGAAAGGGCUGAUUGGAUUUGCUCGCCUCUGCCCAGGGGACCAGUAUGAGGUGUUAAUCCGGUUGGGCCGGCAGCGAUGGAGAAUCAGAGGGCGGAUCCAGACUGAUGACAGACAGCUGUGGGAUGAAGAGGAAAUGGUCUUCCUCCCUCACAUCCAUGAAAACUUUGAAAUUAAGGUAACUGAGGUGAAGGGGCUGAGCUCCAUCCUGGUGGGUAUGGUAACAUGUAAGAGUGCAGACUUCUUCAUGGUGCAUCCACAGCUGAUGGUUGUUGACAUUACGGAACUGGGAACCAUCAAACUCCAGCUGGAGGUGGUCUGGAAUCCCUUUGACAGUGGUGAGGUGAAGCCUGUCAUGUCAUCUGCCAGUCGACAGUCUAUCCAAAGCAGGAAGGGACUGAUGUACAACUGGACACCUCCAAAUACUCCCAGCUUCACAGAGAAAUACUUUUUAUCUAUGAUGCAUCAGCUACAAGAUGCAGAUGGCUCCUUCUCCAUUGGCUCACGUGAAUCGAGGGGUGUGUCUUUACUCAGCUACCUAUCUGACUCCGCUCAGGCACUCACUCCACUGGUGUAUGAUAGAGCCAGCCACCCACCAGUCAUCCUAGACCCUUCCACCGACACUCAGUCUGUGGAUGAUGACCUUCUAAAGACACCCCUGGGAGAGGGGGAUGGGAGCAGCGAGUGGCCAUCUGAGCCUGAGACAGGCUCUUUCAGCCCAGGGAGCAGCAAACAAGACUCCAUACUCCUUUUCCAGUGCUACAGCACCCCUGACAUCCUUCGACAAAACUGCGAGGUGGCAGCAAACCUAGAGGUGGAAACCAAGGGAAUGACUGCCACACAUGAUGGCAGGGACAAGGCCUUGGCAGAGCAGGUGGCCAAGGAGAAGCCACAGGCUCCCACUGGGGUUGUAAGAGUUUUUCAAAGGAGAGAGGCAGCUGUAAAGGUCAGCUUAGCACUGGCAGAGCUGGACACUACCUUGUUAGAGAUGAGCUGCGCUGAAGAAGAGCUGAAGCGUCUGGAUCACCAAACCUGGCAACUCAGUCAGGUUUUGAAGAGUGAUGUCUACCCUCUUCAGAGCUCCUCUAGUGAGACUCUAGCUGUAGAGGAAGAAGAGGUGCUGGGCAGUUUUGACUUCCUGUCCACUGCCUUCAACGCAGAUGACAUCUCCUGCAUGGGUAGCGUCAGACUUAGGGACACUAGGAUGGGUUUGCACAAGGAAAGCACUGUGAAAGGCCUGAGGGUGAUGUCUCAGGAUACUGCCCUGUCUUCAGAGGGACAAGAAGCAGGGUAUAGGCCCAAAAGAGGGGAGAGUGAGGACAGGCACCCCCUUAGCACAGGGGACUACACUCUGGAUCAAGCCCUGGAGGUCCACCUCACCAUGUGUACUGCACUACUGAGGGCUCUGAGACUGUCAGACUCGGAGCAUGUGCGGCAGGACCUUCUGAUAGAGCUGUCAUGUCAAACUGAGGUGCUUGAAAAAAUCGACACUUUGACACACAAGAAAAACGAAGACAUCUCAGCCACAGAAAUGCUGUCUGGUGCACCGAAGGUGAGGACUCUCCAGGCAUUUUGGGAAGAGUGUUGUGGCAGUGAUGCAGCUUUCUGCUGCCCUGCUGAUGUGUUUCUCAGGACCAUGCGCAAGCGUUUCAUGCACAAAGUGAAAGCCAAGUUACCAGGCCAAGCUGAUACAGUCUUUGGUCAGCUGUUACAGCAGGUCCAGUCCAGCUCUGUGAUGGUGCCACUGGCACUGGCCACAGCGGACCGAGUGACAGUGUUUCAGCUCCAGGUCUACCUUAGCCGACGGAAGCUGAUGGACUUUGGGGAGCACAUAUCACACCUCUCCAAGGAAGUGCAUUUGGUCUCUUGUCUGGAGAGCCCCAAGAGGAGGCGGACCCUGAAGAAACUUAAGGGGAAGAGGAUCUCAGAGUUGCAGCCAAUGGGACAAACCCUACAACUUCUGGCCAAGCUACUAACAGAUGCCAAUUACAAAGUUGCUACGACAGCCACAUCCUGUCUCUGCAGGGCCUCGGGGUUUAAGUCCUUCAGGUCAAAGGCCUUGGUGUACUAUACUUGGCUAUUGAGAGACAGUGACACACAAAUACAGCAACAGUCUUGUUUGGCGCUGAAAUGCUUAAAGGCAACAGAAAGUGCUGAGCAGGUGGCUGAGCUGUGGCGCUCUGCAGAUGAAGAUUUGAGGAACGCUGCCAGAGAGACAGUGCUUUCAUUUGGUAAAAAAGGCCAUGAAGCCUUCCAGCGAAUGGACCGGAUCUGCAGUGAAUUACACGAGGAGAUUUAUAAGAACCUGGACACAGAAAUCACGAUUUUCUAGAGAACACAAACAUUCUCUGUGACGGCGGCAGUUGAAUGGAAGUGAGGGGCGGGGGUGCAAAGAGGUGCUCUUUUUUAUCCAUUGUGUUAUCAAUGAUGGAAGCAUUUCACAACACACAAAUUACAGAAGUACUAGUCUUCUCAAGGUAACGCAAUGACUUGUCUUGAUGUAAUGUCGAAGGACCACUAAUGUGCAGCCCCGUCUCAGGGGAUCUGUGGGUUACAUAAGGCAGAGAGUGAAAUAAGGAACAUGUGAAGGCAUUUAGUAAUUGGGGACUGGGAACGAGGCAGGUGCGAGGUGUGAUCCUUAGCAGGAGUGGACGUGUCCCUCCUGCUAUCUGGCUGACCAACCGUGACAUUCACCUAGUUUAGCCCAUUUUUACCUGUUAGCAGAAGAUACUAACAGACUUGGCCCAGUAUUUAAACACAAAGAACAGCAUUAAUAUUCCAUUCAGUAAGAAAAGCAUAAAGCGAGCUGAAGGGAGCCAAAAACCUUACAAUUGGAAAAUUCCGCUUUUAAAAAAUGUCAACUGUAGUAUUUCUACAGGUCCAAAUGAUAUACAGCAGGAUAUUGUUUGGAUUCUUUAGAGUCUAGUCUUUAUGCAGACUAUCUUUUUUGUAUAAAUCCUCUUAUAGUUAAAUAUUUAUGUGAAUUGUAUUCUAUAUUUCAUCAAUAUAAAAUGUAUACAUGAAACAUUAUGCCAAUAAAUGUAAAUAAAUGACCUAAUAUUUUGGAUGACAGGAGUGUGAAAAAGAAAAAGAAAUUGAGUUGUUGUUUUUUUUAAUUUUAGAAUAAAUAAUCUAAGUCUCGAGUCUCACUGACAAGAUGAGUGGGUAAGAACUCAGGACAGAUUAAAAAGCUCUGUGUGCAUCAGAAGUAAACCCAACAUGAAGAGCAUGAUCCACUGCAAAGAUAAGCAGCAGCAAUUUGUGUGAAUUCAGUCAGUUGAUAUAUGGACACUAGAAAUGACAUCUGAGUAAAAUGAACCUUUUUGCCUGGUUUGGUAUUGGUAUGUUUUCCUUAUCUUAAGGUACAGGAGGAAAUAUGUUGCACUACAAAGCAGUUCAUGAACAUAAAAGUGUUGCAUCUGCAAAUGUAUAAACUUGGUAAAAUUAUGAAACACCUUGUAGAUGUAUAGAUAUACUGCCCAUCUGUUUCCAUGCACAACUUGUGUUGGCAAUCCUCCAACCCAUGAAUGGUCAGCUUCAGACUAGAGGACAACUGUUUGCUGACCACUCCUAACCCAGCAGACACUGACAUGCAAAAUAAACCCUCCAGCAACAUUAUCAAGGCUGAUAAAUUAAUGCAGCAGCCUUACCAUGUCAUUGUCACUGCUGUGUUGACAAUGGUCAGUUACCCAGAUAGCAUCAGGUCAGCAGUGGUACUGUGGCUGGUUGACAAACAGCAACAGACGGGCAACAGCGUGUAACUGUACACCUACAAGUAG